This is a messenger RNA of Brachypodium distachyon (stiff brome), 1160 nucleotides long. RefSeq lists its product as uncharacterized. Lineage: Eukaryota; Viridiplantae; Streptophyta; Magnoliopsida; Poales; Poaceae. The record is from RefSeq and is a predicted model, not a curated record. The coding region runs from base 113 to 892 and encodes 259 amino acids. The transcript is spliced from 4 exons.
ACCACACCAAGGACCAAGCCAUUGUUCCUUCCGGUUCAGCACUACCUCCCUUCUCGCUUCGCUUGCUGGCUUCCUUCGCUGCUGCACUGCAUCCCCUUCCUUUCGCCCCCCAAUGGCGGCCUCGCCUUCCCUCCACGCCCCACGCCUCCUCCCGCUCCUCCCCAACACCCCUACCCCGAUCCCCCCUGCCGCGAGCGUAUGUCCCCCACGGCGAAGCCCGCGCCCGCGCCGGCGCUUCGCGGUGCCGCCGUCGCGGAACGGGAGCUCGGCGGGGACGGACUGGUGCCCCGUGCCGCCGGAGCAGCGGCCCGUGAACGAGUACGAGGCGCUGGCCGCGUCGCUGCCCUUCUCCUGGGCCGCGGGGGACCUGCGGCUCUACUGUUCCCGUCUCGCGGUCACCGGCGCCGCCUUCGCGCUCUUCGUGGGACUCCCCGUCGCGGCUUUCGGCAGCCACGGGGUAUCCGGCGACGGGGUGCACCUCGCGCUCGGGGCCACGGGCUCCGGGAUCAUCGCCGUCACGCUCGCCGUCGUGCGGAUGUACCUCGGAUGGGCUUACGUUGGGAACCGACUGCUCAGCGCCACCGUGGAGUAUGAGGAGACAGGAUGGUACGAUGGGCAGAUAUGGGUUAAAACGCCAGAAGUUUUAGCUCGUGAUCGUCUUCUAGGAUCAUUUUCUGUCAAGCCGGUGCUGAACAGAGUGAAGUUCACCUUGGUGGGUCUGGCGGUGUCCCUGACCCUCUGCAUCAUUCUCUACGUCAACACCGAAAAGCCAAAGGAGCCAUUCGAAAACACCAGCGGAAGGGCCAUCCCUGGGGUGUACAGCGAUACAGCCGCCCGGUCAUUCGAGCCCGACGCAUUCUGCGGAGAACCUGAUAUUGGCGAUCAGUCGUAACACCGCAGUUUGUGGAUGGCGAUAUCUGGAAUUUCGUUCUCUUCCUUUGCAAUGCUAGAAAGGGGAGGAGACAAGAAAAAAGAUGUUGCAGUGGUCAUUGGUGUAUAGUGGAAGGCUAUGGCAAAGAUCUCGUCAUAUUCAUCUCGUCCCUCUAAAUGUAAAUGGUGGGUUUAUUCGUCAGGGUAAUGUAAAUAUAUAUAGAUGUACAUAGUGAUAGCUCAUAGUACAAAAUUCCUCGCCUAAUUUUGGACCCAGUAUUUUCUUUCCA